Molecule: messenger RNA, 5673 nt
Organism: Acaulospora colombiana
Lineage: Eukaryota; Fungi; Glomeromycota; Glomeromycetes; Diversisporales; Acaulosporaceae
Source: the annotation of a GenBank genome assembly
AUGAAUAUUUCCGAGGUUAACUCAUAUCCUAAGGACGAUGAUAACAAUCUCUAUCCAAUAUUACCGAAGAAAGAUCUACCCUUUCGUCCGUGGAAUGCAAAAGCCUUGGACCUCGAUGUUAAGGUCGCGGAUCCAUCAAGAACGGACAUCAAAGUGCCUUUCAAUGAUCAUAAUCAUCAAUACUCGGAUCAAAGAUUGACGCCGGGAACUCCUGAAAUUAUCGAAGGUCAUCGCGUUUAUGAUAUCAAGAUGGACACCACAGUUAACGCUCCCGCGGAAGAAGUAAUCAUGGUAAAUUUUUUUGGUGAAAAUCCGAAGAUAACGACUAGAUUGGAUCACGGUGAACUCGUUCAAAGCAAAAUCAUGGAUGAGAAAAAACAGGCAUCAUUCAUCACAAAUAAUUCGAAUAUGCUUUAUUAUUCUUUAGAACAAUAUUUAACGGGUGAUCAUGAGACUUCAAGACCAAGAUCUAAUAGUGUGACUAUAACGUCCAAAUCAAGGAAGCAUCUUAGCCACUUUCCGACCGUAAAUAGAGAACCUGAAGAAGUUGAAUCUAAAAGAAAACCCUCGUGGACGGGAUAUAACGCUGUGGCAAAAGAGUCAAAGCAUGCCGAGUAUCGUCAGCAAAGAUUUCUCGAGCUGAGUGGUGAUCAUGGCAAACGAUUUCAAAGAAGACCUAGAAACAACAGUACAUCAGAUUUUGAAUUAAUAAGCAAAGAACUUGAGGGGAUCGAUAUUUCUUCGGGCAAGAAUCGAAUCAUGCCUUGGGAAUCAUCGUCUGAAUCCAUAAUUGCGCCGAAGUAUAAUGUCGUUAGAGGAUCGGAAAUUUCUGUUUCAGCUGGGUGUAAAGGAGGGAGCAACAAAAAUCCGGAAUGGAGUCAACCCAAUGUUUCGGAAUUGGCUGAAAACGUCGAAAUCGAAUUGAUCAAUGUGGAAGGAGAUAGGGUUCCAAGAUGGAACCAGCAUAAGAAUAAAAAAAAUUAUACAGACAUUUCCCAAACAGCGGGAAACGCUAGAACUGGAUGGGACGAGAGGGAAAAAAUUGGAAGACAAGGAUGUGAUCACACCAGAGUCUCUCAGGCACCUUGUAAAGUUGGGUGUGAUUGGGCAGGUGAAAAACCGGUCGAAGAUGAACGAGAUCGGCCCGAUAUUUUUCAGGUGGCUGAUGGUAUCAAACCGGGGUGGGAAGAUGAUGCGCAAGAAGGUAGAAAAUCAGAGUGGAAUCAGAUCAAGGCCUUUAAAGAAUUUAAUGAAGUUGGUGACGAUUGGACUGGUGAAAAGUUGACUAAGAAAACGCACGAUAUCCCACAAACGACAUGCCAUGCCAAGUCUGGAUGGGUCGACAACAAUAAAAGCAGAGAAUCAGAGUGGUGGAAUCAGCCUAAAGUCUCUCAAGAAUCUGGCAAAGUCGAUAAUGAAUGGGCUAAUAAAAAAGAACAAAAUUGGAAUUCUGAGGGUUUAGGGGAUAGAGAACCUUUAAAGUCGAUGGAUUGCGCGCCCAUACCGCAGAAUAAUAAGUCGGGUCGUGAAAUAGCCGAAAAAGAAAGGUCAUACUGGGAUCCCGCCGCAGGAGUCAAAGAUAGGUGGUCUGAUGCUGCAAACAUGGAAAUAAGGGAGGAAAAACGUGAUAAUAGGAAAAUCUCAACUUGGGAUGUGCCUCGCUCUCCGAAAGUUAAUGCCCCUUGGGAUGUUCAGGCCGGUUGGAAUAAUCCAGCAAUAAGAGAUGAUUCUCAUAGUGGCUCUGAAGACGUCCGCAAAAUUACCGAAUGGGGCCAUUCGAUCAAGGAAAUUCCUGGCGAUUCUAAAUCGCGCUGCACGAAUGUACAGUGGACAAAUGCAGCUUCAACAAAGGAGAGAGCGGUUCGAAGAACGUCAAAAGGAGACGUUGAAGAGUUCGCCGAAAAAGAUGACAGUUCCGGACAGAGGGUCCAAGUCAAUGUGAAAUCAGAUAAGGUAGAUAUAAGUCAGGACAUCGCCGACAGCAGAGCACAUUCUUCAAAUCCAACCAAGCAAUCGAGGAUGCCAACUACAGAUAUCAAAUCUCGGAACAUGCUUCAAAACGAAACUUCCGAUGCCGAGGUGAAACAACUAAUGUUUGAUGGCUCGAAGUUUGUACCUGAGUCUGGCGCUCCCAGAGUUGAAACCUUGGUCAACCUUGAAUUUUCGCCCCCAGCUCCCGCGACCAUUCUUCCAUCAUCAAAAUUACCAGAAGAAUUGAAGCAAAUUAACUUUGAAGAGUAUAUAAAACAAGAGAUGGAAAAGGAAGUCAAAGAAGCCAGAAGGAAAAGUCAGGAUCCGAGAAUGCUUGAGCCCUAUUUGCAAGCCAAUAUACCUGAAUUCAAGGCUCCCCUGGAGGUUCGUCAGUUCAAGUUCGGACAAAGCAACCCCACCUAUCUCUUAAUUGACGCAAACAAGAGACGCUAUGUUCUUCGAAAAAAACCUUCCGGUGUUCUUCUUUCAGCAAUAGCCCACGCCGUCGAACGAGAAUAUCGAAUACUCGAUGCCCUAGGCAGAAAUACCGACAUUCCAGUUCCCAAAGUUUACCUCCUUUGCGAAGACAGUAACACCUUGGAUACCCCAUUUUAUGUGAUGGAGUUUUUAGAAGGUAGAGUUUUCGAAGACUUACGACUCUUAUCUCUUUCCCCGGAAGAUCGUAGGAAGUGUUGGUAUUCGGCCAUCGAGGUGCUUGCCAAACUUCACUCGGUUGAUUACAAGGCCAUCGGCCUCGGCACUUUUGGAAAAUCCUCGGGUUUCUACCCUCGACAGAUCCGCUCGUUACUUCGAACUUCCGCGGCUCAAGCCGUCGUCAAGGACAAAAAUGGAAAUCAAGUGGGUCCCCUUCCGAGGAUUGACGAUAGGAUCCGAUGGUUUGAAAGAAACGAGGUGCCCGAUGAAACGACCAUAGUGCACGGAGAUUAUAAGCUUGAUAACCUGGUCUUUCACCCGACAGAACCCAAGGUCAUAGGUGUUUUAGAUUGGGAGCUUUCAACUAUUGGACAUCCUCUUUCCGACCUCGCAAAUUUGUUGCUAAACUUCUACAUCAAAGAUUCAAUCGGACCUCUCGUCGGAUUGCGUGACUUAACCGACCUACCCAUCCCUUCGGCUGAUGAAUUGAUGCAAUUUUACUGUAAAAACGUCGGAAGACCGUAUCCAAUACCCCGAUUCGAAUAUGCCAUAGUGUUUUCGUUCUUCAGGGUGAAUAUUCAUUCAACAGUCUUGUGCAAGAAACAGAGCUUUCGCUUAAAUACAAAGUUACACGAUUGUUUAUUCGUUUUACUAAUGCGAAACUUCUUUGUUCGUCAAACAAGCUAUCGGUUAUCGUUCAAGGGAUUGAACAACAUUCGAAGCAAAAAGAGCACGAGCUCACACAAUAAUAAUCCUCAAAUUUCAACGAUGGAAAAAAAUAUGUCCAAAACAAAAGACAUACUCGUGGAAACCAGUUAUAAAGGUACUGACGUUUAUUUCCGCACAACCACGGAGGUAUUCACCACCAUGGAACUUCUGUCGAGUCUUAAUUCGGAAAGUUUCGUAUUAAAUGACGUCAAAAGCGGUCCGGUCGCGGUGGACUUAACGGAACAAAAAAAUACUCGCGAGAAUUAUGAUUCCGAUGACACCAUGAUCUCCGAGAAUCUCGACAACUCGGUAAACUCUUCAUUAUCUUUCGAAAACUUCAAUGAUAAGGAUAAUACAGAAAAUGUAGCAGAAAUUUCUCAUCAUCGCAACGUAAGAAGAACAUUUAGCAUAAGCUCGUCGAUUGAGAACUCGAUUAACGACAAUGAUUUUUCCGGAAAUCCGCCAACAAAGGGAUUCUGCACUCUCACGAGAAAUGGAUCCGUUGGCUCUGAUAUCUUGGUGACCGACAGAGACCAUGAGGCAGGUGGAAGGACGUCUGCCAACGGUUGGAAAGGCAUUUCAAACCGUGAAGAGCUAGUGGGUGGCAAAAUUACUACCAAGGAGAGAGAAGGUGUCGAUGUUGAGCUUAAUGGUGAAGUAAACCAGGAGCAGAAUGAUUACAGCGGAUGCUGCAGAACUGAGGAUGGUACGAAGAUAGUUGAGAAAGGAAAAUUGCAGUAUUUAAUUACUCUGAAAAACAUUCGAAGUCCAAUCUGGGAAUACGAGUCUCAUCUUAUCAACUCCUGUGAACUUGUUCACAAUUAUUGGGUUCGGGUCGGUAGAUCCCAAUUAGAAUCAAUCAAUCAUCCCCUGGUUCAAUUCUUGAAGGUUCCGAAAGAUACACAAGGGGGUACGCCUCUUUCUUAUGCGCAUGUAGGAAGAAAGUUAGAAACGGGUUUCCGUGAAAAAAACAAUAACAUCGAAUCUCAUCGAGAUUUGACGCCACAGCCUUCAAAUAAUAAAGAUUAUCAUUUUGGUCAUGAAAAACAAGGAUCGUGCCACAGAACGCGAGGAGCCUCCAUUCUAUUUGAAGGCUCCGUCGAAAGCGGUAUCAAUUUGAACUCCAACAAGAGAGCUAGGAUUGAGAUUGAGGUUGACGAUUCAACGAUAUUAAAAGCGCUCCGUGAAACAAAUACAUGCACCGACAUAGUCGAACAAAAUGUCGGUCAUCGUGAAGUGGAAACAUCCUUGGAAAUCAGGAGUGAUGAAAAUGAGAAUGUUUCAGGUAUAGAUUUGCAUGCGUACCAGAAGAAUGGUGUCGUUGAUAGGAAUUCGCAAUGCAAUAUAACUCAUAAGGAAACCGAUGAAAAUAAUGGUAAUACCGAAACGUGCAAUGUCAACAUUGCUGACUUGGAUUCUCUUCAAUCAAUUUCUCAUACGGAAGACAGUCAAGAGCGCGUCUCGUGCAAGCAUUUGAACGAAUCCAAUAUUCCUCAACCUGAAGAUUCCGUCCAUAAUGACAUUGCUGCGGACGUUGACGGUGCCCGUAAGGAACCCAAAAUACAUAUUAGUCAUUAUGUAAAUGUUAAUGUUGAUCACAAAGGAAUUGGCGAAUCCAAAAUUUUUCAGAAAGAAGGGUUGGAUUUUUGUCAAAGUAAGAUGGAUAUAGAAAUGGACGUUGACGACCUUCAAAGCGAGAAAAAUUCAUUGCAUGAUGAAUCGACGCAUCUGGACUUUCGUAAAAGUGAAAGUAACGUCAAGCAUUCUCAAGUAAUCCGCCAAGAAUCCAUUAAGCGUGUGUCCGUUCAGGUAAAAGGAUCCGCUUGUCCACUCAAUUCCGAGGCCACCAUCGUUGAGUCGCAUCGCUAUAAUUUUUUGCGUGAAAUCGCAUCGAGAAACGAGACCCACACUAAUGUCGAAGACGAUACGGUGAUUGAUAGAGACAACAUCGACACCAAUAUGGCAUCAACAAAUCAAAAAAGUUGUGGUGAAUUUGAGUGUAAAUCUUUACCGACGAGCGAUCACAACAAAGAAAGUGAAGAGAAAAAUAUUCAACCUUAUGAUACCAGGAAAAGAAAAGGUGAAGACGAGAUUGAUUUCAGAAUUUUUAAACUCAACCCCAUAUUGCCUGAAGAUGAUGAAUACGAGGACUUCUCGGAAGAUAGUAACACGUCAACUGGAAACGUCAGUAUAGUUACAAAUUGGGAUCCAUAUGUAGAAUGCAUUGAGACUGUCCAACGAGAUCCCAGUACCAAGAAGUUGUAUAUGGUUAUUCGAUGGAAAAACGGACUGAAGACUGUUCAUUGGGCCGAUGAUGCCAACCAAAAAUGUCCUCAUAAG